Guyanagaster necrorhizus is the source of this 537-nucleotide messenger RNA. RefSeq lists its product as uncharacterized. NCBI's taxonomy places the organism in Eukaryota, Fungi, Basidiomycota, Agaricomycetes, Agaricales, Physalacriaceae. The record is from RefSeq and is a predicted model, not a curated record. The transcript is spliced from 5 exons. Bases 1 to 537 code for a protein of 178 amino acids.
AUGGCUGCAUUACAUUGUUUUACCAAGUAUCAGUCACCAAGUCCUUCUGCAAAAUUCUCAGACAGUUUCUUUGACAAAUUGACAUUUUCAAGUAUUGUGGGCCUUGACUACCCCAGCAUUGCACUGAGAUAUUCAUUGUCAAACUUUGUCUGGGAUACAGACAUCCCAUCUACUGCAUCUAGCAUGCUAAUUCUACCCAAUGACAGCUGCAUGAUAUCAGGUGGGAAGAUAUCCAGCAAUAAAGACAGAACAGACUACAAGAUCCACCAGCUCUCAAUCCAGUUGGUCAUCCACAUACUCAGUGGCUCACAGGUGCUCUGGAAGGUCAUUCUCAUGGAAGUGGAGAUGCCCCAUGCCAAGAUCCAUAUGCAGUGGCUUCUGAGAAUGCAGUGGUAUCUGGACACUGGUGUGGCUAUUGCCGGAUUCAAGGCCAUACUCGUCCUAACUGCCCUAGUAGUAUCAGAAAAGCAGCGAGCCUGCAAAGGGGAAGCAGUGACAGUGGCAUGUAAAUUUAUGAUUCUACCUGAGGCCAAGUGA